AGCGCAGUGGCCGCCGCUUCCUGGUUGCCGGUGGGCGCCGAGGGCCGCGUUGAGCCGAGGCGAUGUUGCCCUUCACUGUGAACUUCAAGGUGUCGGCGCGCACCCUCACCGGGGCCCUCAAUGCUCACAACAAGGCGGCGGUGGACUGGGGCUGGCAAGGUUUAAUUGCUUAUGGAUGUCACUCGCUUGUGGUAGUGAUCGAUUCCAAUACUGCCCAAACUCUUCAAGUUUUAGAAAAACAUAAAGCUGAUGUGGUCAAGGUUAAAUGGGCCAGGGAAAAUUAUCACCAUAACAUUGGCUCACCAUAUUCCUUGCGCUUAGCUUCUGCUGAUGUCAAUGGAAAGAUCAUCGUUUGGGAUGUAGCUGCGGGAGUAGCUCAGUGUGAGAUCCAAGAGCAUGCCAAACCUAUUCAGGAUGUUCAGUGGUUGUGGAAUCAAGAUGCUUCCCGAGAUUUACUACUUGCUAUCCACCCACCAAAUUAUAUUGUGCUCUGGAAUGCAGAUACUGGCACCAAACUGUGGAAGAAAAGCUAUGCAGAUAACAUUCUUUCUUUUUCUUUUGACCCUUUUGAUCCCUCACAUUUAACUUUACUCACCAGCGAGGGUAUUGUAUUCAUCUCAGACUUCUCUCCAUCCAAGCCUCCCUCGGGCCCUGGGAAAAAAGUUUACAUAUCCAGCCCACACUCUAGCCCAGCUCAUAACAAGCUCGCUGCAGCCACAGGGGCCAAGAAGGCUCUUAAUAAAGUAAAAAUCUUAAUCACUCAAGAGAAACCUAGCGCUGAAUUUAUAACUCUCAACGAUUGCCUUCAGUUGGCAUAUCUGCCUUCCAAAAGAAAUCACAUGUUGUUACUGUAUCCUCGAGAGAUUUUAAUCCUUGACCUUGAGGUGAAUCAAACAGUGGGUGUGAUUGCAAUAGAACGAACAGGAGUUCCAUUUCUGCAGGUAAUACCCUGCUUUCAACGUGACGGUUUAUUUUGCCUACAUGAAAAUGGUUGUAUAACUUUACGUGUUCGAAGAUCUUAUAAUAGUAUUUUUACCACUUCAAAUGAGGAACCAGAUCCAGAUCCUGUCCAAGAGCUUACCUAUGAUUUACGAAGCCAAUGCGAUGCAAUCAGGGUGACAAAAACUGUCCGUCCCUUCAGUAUGGUGUGUUGUCCUGUCAAUGAGAAUGCAGCUGCCCUCAUUGUGAGUGAUGGCAGGGUCAUGAUAUGGGAACUGAAGUCUGCCGUUUGUAAUCGAAAUUCACGGAGCAGUAGUUCUGGUGUAUCACCUUUAUAUUCACCCGUGUCUUUCUGUGGAAUUCCUGUAGGAGUGCUACAGAAUAAACUCCCAGACCUCUCCUUAGAUAACAUGAUUGGACAAAGUGCCAUUGCUGGGGAGGAGCAUCCUAAAGGCCCCAUUCUUCAGGAAGUGCACCUCCGCUUCCUGCUGACAGGACUGCUUUCAGGGCUGCCCUCUCCACAGUUUGCCAUCCGUAUGUGCCCGCCAUUGACCACCAAAAACAUCAAGGUGUAUCAGCCAUUGCUUGCGGUUGGUACAAGUAAUGGUUCUGUCCUGGUGUACCAUCUCACCAGCGGGCUGCUGCAUAAGGAGUUAAGCGUCCACUCCUGUGAAGUCAAGGGUAUCGAGUGGACAAGUUUGACUGGUUUUCUUUCCUUUGCUACUUCAACACCAAACAAUAUGGGAUUAGUGAGAAAUGAACUUCAGCUGGUUGAUCUUCCAACAGGUAGGAGCAUUGCUUUUCGCGGUGAACGAGGCAAUGAUGAGUCACCCAUCGAAAUGAUUAAAGUAUCUCAUUUGAAGCAGUAUUUGGCAGUUGUAUUCAAAGAUAAACCCCUCGAAUUAUGGGAUGUUAGGACUUGUACCAUUCUUAGAGAAAUGUCCAAAAACUUCCCUGCAAUAACUGCUUUGGAGUGGUCCCCAUCUCACAACCUGAAGAGCCUGAGAAAGAAACAAUUGGCCACCCGAGAGGCCAUGGCCCGCCAGACCGUGGUCUCAGACACAGAGCUGAGCAUCGUGGAAUCCUCCGUGAUCAGCUUGUUGCAGGAGGCAGAAAGUAAAUCUGAACUCAGUCAGAACAUCUCUGCCCGGGAGCAUUUUGUGUUUACCGAUAAUGAUGGCCAAGUUUAUCAUCUCACAGUGGAAGGAAACUCAGUGAAAGAUAGUGCUCGGAUUCCACCAGAUGGAAGUAUGGGUAGUAUUACCUGCAUCGCUUGGAAAGGUGACACAUUAGUUCUUGGAGAUAUGGAUGGAAAUUUAAAUUUUUGGGAUUUGAAAGGCAGAGUAUCCAGAGGAAUACCUACACACAGAAGCUGGGUGAGGAAGAUUCGUUUUGCUCCUGGUAAAGGAAACCAGAAAUUAAUAGCAAUGUACAAUGAUGGUGCUGAAGUGUGGGAUACUAAAGAGGUUCAGAUGGUGAGCAGUUUAAGAAGUGGAAGAAAUGUGACCUUUCGGAUAUUGGAUGUGGACUGGUGUACAUCAGAUAAAGUGAUCUUGGCAUCAGAUGAUGGGUGUAUCAGAGUCCUGGAGAUGUCUAUGAAGUCCACUUGUUUUAGAAUGGAUGAACAAGAGUUAACCGAGCCUGUGUGGUGCCCCUAUCUCCUUGUUCCAAGGGCCUCCCUUGCCUUGAAAGCUUUCUUAUUACACCAGCCAUGGAAUGGACAGUAUUCUUUGGACAUUUCUCAGGUUGAUUAUCCAGAAAAUGAAGAAAUAAAGAAUCUCCUUCAAGAGCAGCUGAAUUCAUUGUCAAAUGACAUCAAGAAACUCUUGCUCGACCCAGAAUUCACUCUCCUGCAGAGAUGCCUGCUUGUUUCAAGGCUUUAUGGCGAUGAGUCGGAGCUGCACUUCUGGACCGUUGCUGCCCACUACCUGCACAGCUUGUCCCAGGAAAAGCCAGCAGGCACCCCAGCCUCUAAAGAAACCAUGCCUCGGGACAAAGUGAACAACCCGCUGGAUAUAUGUUAUGAUAUACUCUGUGAAAAUGCCUAUUUUCAGAAAUUUCAGCUGGAAAGGGUUAAUCUACAGGAAGUAAAGCGGUCAACUUAUGAUCAUACAAGGAAAUGUACAGACCAGCUACUUCUCUUGGGUCAAACAGACAGAGCUGUGCAGUUGCUAUUGGAAACAAGUGCGGAUAACCAGCAUUAUUACUGUGACUCCCUGAAAGCCUGUUUGGUCACAACUGUCACCUCCUCAGGCCCCUCCCAGAGCACCAUUAAGCUGGUGGCAACGAACAUGAUCGCCAAUGGCAAACUGGCAGUCAAGAGCGUCUGCAGUGGAUCAGAAAUGCACAAGAGCGGGUGCAGUCACGCGGUGGUGGCUUGUCAGGGAGGGGCCGCGGCGUCACCCGAGGGGCUGCCGUUCUGUCUUCCAGAGGGGGUGCAGCUGCUCUGCCUGAUAGACAAAGCUGCAGACGCCUGCCGCUACCUGCAGACAUACGGCGAGUGGAACCGGGCGGCGUGGCUGGCAAAAGUCCGUUUAAGUUCUGAAGAGUGCGCCGAUGUUUUAAAGCGGUGGGUUGACCACCUCUGCUCUCCACAAGUCAACCAGAAGUCAAAGGCCCUCCUGGUCCUCCUCUCCCUGGGCUGCUUUUUCAGCGUGGCUGAGACACUUCACAGCAUGAGAUACUUCGAUAGAGCUGCCUUGUUUGUGGAAGCCUGUCUCAAGUAUGGUGCAGUCGGAGUCACUGAGGACACAGAGAAACUCAUCUCUGCUAUAUAUGCAGAUUAUGCCCGAAGUUUGAAGAACCUCGGUUUUAAACAGGGAGCCGUUCUUUUUGCCUCAAAAGCUGGAGCGGCUGGCAGAGAUUUAUUGAAUGAGCUGGACUCCCCCAAGCAAGAACGGACCGAAGAGUGACAGGCCAGUAUGUGCUGGGGAGCCUGGCUUCGCAAGCAGGACGGGGCUGGUCUGGCAGUGCUCAUGCUCACGCUCAUGGCCACGGUCCGGACUGCUGAGGAUGCCGUCCUCCCAGGGUCCCCAGGAGCUGCUCACCACUUCUCUGAGGCUGCAGGGGCACAGCAGCCAGUGAGCAUUUACACGGUCAGGAGCAAGUUCCUCCUCCUGUGUUUAUCUCAGAGGAAAGCCUGGAAUGCUUCAGACUUGGAAAGGGGGUAACAUUUUACACUUUCAGAGACAGCUUUAAGAGUCCCUGGAAAUACUUCUAAUUUUUUUAAAACUUAAAAUUCAAGUGACUGAAUUGUUUUUCCCAUUGACUGAAUGGAAAGAUAUUUGAAAAAUCUAAUAGUAAGACAAGUUUGUGAGACUUAUUCUCAAAUAUGUGCUGUGCUUAUGUUUAUAUACAAUCAUUCAAGAGACAGAGCAGAGACGUUGCAACAGUGAAGACGACUUACCAAAGCAUUCCUUGUUUCUUACCUUGAGAACAUGGAACUCGUGAUUCUCUGUUUUAGGCAGUUGCUACAUUUUGUAAUUUCAGGCUCAUAGGCUCAUAGGGAAAUUUUAAGCUUUAUGUUUUGUUCUAGUAUGUGGGGUCUUGGGUAUUUUGAAUUUUAACUCCUCUGAUGUAUUAUAUAACCUCCUUUUUGAACUCUCUGUGCUUUAAUUUUCUGUCUUUGUGUUUGUCCAACAACUGAAAUAUAUCAGAUGUGACUUAUAAAUUAUUGCUGUCUGUAACUUACCAAAAUGAUAAAUAAAAAGGAAAUUCCAGCCA
Molecule: messenger RNA, 4662 nt
Organism: Mirounga angustirostris (Northern elephant seal)
Lineage: Eukaryota; Metazoa; Chordata; Mammalia; Carnivora; Phocidae
Gene: WDR11
Product: WD repeat domain 11
Exons: 29
Coding region: 63-3851 (1262 amino acids)
Cellular component (GO): cytoplasm
Molecular function (GO): protein binding
Source: RefSeq, a predicted model, not a curated record